UUUGAUAUCGGAACACAAUCUAAAUCUGACGUUUCAUUUAUAGGUUAUGUUUAUACAAUUGCUUAUUUAAUUUUUUUUUUAAUUUAAUCGGACAUGGAUAUAAAUAAAAAGAUAUCUUUUGGUUUCAACAAGUUAGCGAAAAAAACAGUGAUAGUACGGACACAGCCUAGUGAAGAAAAAAAAGUUGAAUUGAUAGAUUGUUUAGAGGGGCAAUCUAUUAAAAUUAAAGAUGCAGUGGAGGUAAUUAAAGAACCACUUGUUAUACCCAUAAAGGAUAAUAAAAAGAAUUUACUUGAUAGAGUCAAAGAGGCUAAAAUCAAACGGGAAAUAAAAUCAGAAAACGCAGAAGACAAUCGACCUGAUUCGGAGCUGACUCUAGAAGAACAAGCAGCAAGAGCAUUAAUAAACGAUGCCAAAAACCGUCUAGAAAAUAACAGUGUUUCUAAUAGUAAAGUAACUGUGCUUCCUAUAAAAGAAGAUAAAAUUACAAUUGAUGGUGAAGAAGAACCCACAUUAGAAGAUUAUGAAAAUAUCCCUAUUAGUGACUAUGGAAUGGCUAUGUUGAGAGGCAUGGGAUGGAAAGAAGGAACGGGAAUUGGGAAAAAUCCAGCUAAGGCUGCAGAAGCGAGUACUCCUGAAUUACGGCCCAAAGGUUUGGGCCUAGGUGCCACACGGAUAAUUAAGGCUGAGGAACCUGUGCUUGAUAAAGACGGGAAUGCGUUAAUUUUGAAAAAGGGGGUCUUUGCGAAAAUCAUUGCUGGUUCACAUAAGGGUAACUACUGUGAAGUUCAGGGUUUAGAUGAUGAAGCAGGGAGGGUGAUAGUAAAAACAUCACUGAAAGGAGAAAUUUUAACUUUGAAUGAAUUUUUAAUUGUACCUGUUACGCAGUUGGAAUAUUCUCAAGGGGCAAAGGUUUUAAAUAAUGCCAAGUAUGAAGAAUAUAAGGAAAAGUCAGACAAAAAGCUUGAAGCUCAACGAAAGACGAAAAACGAGAGUGUUGAAAAGGAUUCAGAUAAUGAUUCUGAGAAAUAUACCGGGAAUAAAAAAAAUUGUUCAAGCUCUCAGAAAAUGGAACGACCAAGUAAAUCAAGUGACCAUGAGAAUAAUUUAAGUUCAGAGAAUCAAAAUGAAAGAAAACCUAGGCAACGUGGAAAUUAUAAAAACAGAAGUGAAAGUGAUGAAGAAAGAGAAAGGUAUAAAGAUAAACAUGACAGUCGCAGGAAUAAAUAUAGAGACAAACAGACUCUUAGUUCUGACUCUGACAAUAAAUAUAAAAAAUCUAGAGAUCGGUAUAGAGAUAGUUCUGAUUCUGGUGGUGGAAGUAGGAAAAAUAAAAGCAAGGAUAAAAAAAAGAAAAAGGAUCGACACAGAGGCAGAAGUAAGUCUCGAAAAGAAAAACAAAAAAAUAAAAAAUCAGAAAGAAGUAGGGAUAGGUCACCCUCUUAUGAUUAUAAGGGCCAAGAGAGUAGUAAGAAACACAAGUCGAAAUCAAGGCAUAGACGAAGAAGUACUAGUAGCAGUAGUAAGUCCUCAGAUAGAGAUUAUCGAAGCAAUAGGAGAUAAUAUAAAUAAAUAAAUUAUAAUUUA
Messenger RNA from Anoplophora glabripennis (Asian longhorned beetle), 1587 nucleotides. Its product is annotated as G-patch domain and KOW motifs-containing protein. Gene Ontology annotation, molecular function: nucleic acid binding. Bases 94 to 1563 code for a protein of 489 amino acids. Gene Ontology annotation, cellular component: spliceosomal complex. The transcript has 6 exons. Lineage: Eukaryota; Metazoa; Arthropoda; Insecta; Coleoptera; Cerambycidae. The record is from RefSeq and is a predicted model, not a curated record. Gene Ontology annotation, biological process: mRNA splicing, via spliceosome.